GGACGCGCGACCACACUCAAUACUGUCCACGCGACGUUCAUUAUGACAGCGGUAUACUUCGAUUGGCUGGAUUACCUUGUCUUUGGAGGGAUGCUAUUCCUAUCAGCCCUCAUAGGAGUGUACUUCGCAUUCUUUGCUCCGAAAAAACAGAAUACAACUGCCGAAUAUCUUAUGGGUGGGAAAACAAUGGGUAUGUUCCCUAUAUCGAUGUCACUCAUUGCCAGUUACAUUUCGGGUAUUUCGUUGCUUGGUAUGCCAGCAGAAAUGUAUACAUAUGGUACACAGUUGUGGACUGUAAUACUGUCAGAGUGGGCCGUCUCUCUUACAAUCUCUGUUGUUUACUUACCAGUAUUCUACAAUUUACAAAUCACUUCGACAUAUGAGUAUUUGCGGCUCAGAUUUAAUCAAAACGUACGUCUUCUAGGAUCCAUCAUAUUUAUUAUCAAAAUGAUGUUAUAUAUACCUAUAGUCAUCUAUGUUCCUGCAUUAGCUUUUAGUCAAGUCACUGGUAUCAAUCUACAUUUAAUUAGUCCCAUCGUCUGUAUUGUGUGCAUUUUCUAUACGACAUUAGGAGGACUUAAAGCUGUUGUAUGGACUGAUACUCUGCAAACAGUGCUCAUGUAUUUUGGUGUGAUUUUCGUUCUGGCCUAUGGUACAUGGAGACUUGGUGGUGUAGCUGAAGUUAUUGCCAUUAACAAAAAAGGAGAUCGACUCGAUUUUUUCAAUAUGGACCCUGAUCCCACAAUACGACAUACAUUUUGGUCAACAGUAUUUGGAAAUUAUUUUGGGUGGCUAGCAUCAUGUUCAGUAAACCAAGCCAUGGUCCAACGAUGUCUGGCAUUAUCAUCUCUAAAAAGAGCUAGAAUAACAAUCUUUAUAAUGGCAGCGGGAAUCUUCAUCAUCGUCUCUUUAUGUUGUUAUACUGGUCUUGUUAUCUACGCUACAUUUGCCGAUUGCGAUCCUCUAACAACUAAAGCGAUUAGAAAGAGUGAUCAACUACUACCUUACUUCGUAAUGACCAUAACUGGUUCAUUACCAGCACUGCCAGGAAUUUUCAUGAGCGGAGUUUUCAGCGCUGCAUUGAGUUCCAUGUCAACCGGGUUGAACUCCAUGUGUGGUGUAAUUUUCGAAGACCUUAUCAGGCCGGCGUAUAAUAAACCAAUCUCAGAAAGAACAGCAAGUUUUAUUAUGAAAAUCAUAGUUGUUGUUAUCGGUGCGGCUUGUGUAGCCUUAGUAUUUUUAGUUGAACAUAUGGGUGCUCUUAUACAGGCUGGUAAAAGUUUGGCAGGUAUUACAGCCGGAAGUCUCCUUGGAUUAUUUUCUAUGGGACUUUUUCUUCCUUGGGCCAAUGCAACGGGUGCACUGGUUGGUGGAAUUACAUCAACGUUUCUCGUCGGUUGGAUUUCCCUGGGUACUCAAGCUUCUAUGAUGCGCGGUGAUAUUGUCGUCGUAUCAAAACCUGUAUCCAUUUCUGGUUGCUUGGAAAAUGUUACAGAACUGUCCACUCCUGCGCCAACACUUAAUUUAAGCAACGUGGAAUUUGAUCGAUCCGGCACAUUCUUCCUAUAUAGAUUGAGUUAUCUGUAUUACACAUUCGUUGGAAUGGUCGUUUGCAUCUUCGUGGGAAUAGUAGUUUCAUACUUUACCCAACCCAAUGAUCCUGCUUUGGUUCACAGAGAUCUGUUGACGCCGGUGAUACAUCGUUGGCUUCCAAAACAGCAUCCUCAUUGCCGGAGACCACGUCUGACUCAGCACGACAUUGAACUUCAUGCCCGAGAAUUGGAUCACUUGCGCACGAACACACCAUACACGAAAGUCAACGACAAGCGGGAGGACCUCAGAGUAACUAGAAGUAGUAGUAAUAAAAAUGUGCCAAUAAUCUAAUACAAACAAAUG
This is a messenger RNA of Achroia grisella, 1896 nucleotides long. Its product is annotated as sodium-coupled monocarboxylate transporter 1-like. The transcript has 13 exons. Gene Ontology annotation, biological process: sodium ion transport; transmembrane transport. The record is from RefSeq and is a predicted model, not a curated record. Gene Ontology annotation, molecular function: symporter activity. Gene Ontology annotation, cellular component: membrane. Lineage: Eukaryota; Metazoa; Arthropoda; Insecta; Lepidoptera; Pyralidae. Bases 43 to 1884 code for a protein of 613 amino acids.